GUGGUGGGGGUGCUAUGCAUUACCAGGAGCACUGGGUUCGCGCCCCCUCCCUGGCGUGAUCUAUUCUUAAGUCGUCACUACUUUGGAAGGAGCUGCAGUCAAGGCAGCUCGUCCACCUCUGCAUUGCCUAGACUGCACUGUAAUCCACCAGGAGACUGAAGCAGGGCACUUGUUUCCUUCUCUAAUCUGUUUGUGUUACGUAUCCAGCAUUAUUCUCCAAAGAAAUAAUAUGAUGUCUACCGUUUUCCUGUUACUACUGACUGUAUCCUUGGUCAUGUGUGCUUCUUCAUUCCAAGGCACUUCAGAUGGCACUAAGGCACUCAAAGUUACUAUUACAGCACAGCGUCCAUUGGAAGGGGUACUCUCCGAGUCUCUCACAAUUCCUUGCUAUGUCUUCAAUGCUGACCCCUCACUGGUCUCCAGAGUGGGCCGCAGGGCAGUCCUCAACAGUCCAAGAGUGAAGUGGACUUUCAUUGUCAAUGGAUAUGAGUCAGAAAUUUUGGUUGCUCAGGGUCAAAAAGUAAAAAUCAGUGAGGAUUAUAAAGGCAGAGCAUCUCUGCACAGCUACCAUGAAUCCCCAAGUGACCUCACCUUAACUCUUACUGAGCUAAGAACAAACGACUCUGGAAUCUAUCGCUGUGAAAUGCAACAUGGGUUAGAAGAUGACCAUGAUCUUGUGGAGGUAAAAGUAAAAGGUGUGGUUUUCUUAUAUCGGGAUUCCUCAACACGGUAUACGUUUACAUUUCUCAAGGCUCAGCAGGCCUGCAGCAGUAUUGGAGCAAGAAUAGCCACAGCAGAGCAGCUGUACUGGGCCUACAGAAGUGGAUAUGAACAGUGCGAUGCAGGCUGGCUUGCAGAUCAAACUGUCCGGUAUCCAAUACAAGUUCCUCGGGAAGCUUGUUAUGGUGAUAUGGAUGGAUUUCCAGGGGUACGCAGCUAUGGGGUAAUGGAUCCUGAUGAGAUGUUUGAUGUGUACUGCUACGUGGAAGAUGUAGAUGGAGAGGUAUUUCAUGCGGACUCGCCCGAAAAAUUUACCUUUGAAGAGGCUAAACAGUUCUGUGUAUCACAGGGUGCAGAUAUUGCACUCACUGGCCAACUUUAUGCAGCGUGGAGUAAAGGGCUGGACCAGUGUAGCCCUGGCUGGCUUGCUGAUGGCAGCGUCCGUUAUCCCAUUGUUGUUCCCAGAGAGAGAUGUGGAGGAGCCCUUCCUGGGGUAAAAACCAUUUAUGCCUUUCGGAAUCAGACUGGCUUCCCCAAUACAACCUCCAAGUAUGAUGUCUAUUGUUUUAGAGGUAAUAGGAGCUCUGCCAAACGGCACCCUGCAGCAUACUAUGCCACUGCACCAGAUGUAGAGGAAGUUGCAGCUGUCACAGAAAAACUGAAUGCAGUCCAUUUACCAAAACCCAGAUCAGAAAAUGAAGUUUGGCAACCUCACCUCACCCUCCCUAAUGAUGACUUAAAUAAGAAGCACAAAAAUGCAGACAAUGUACCACAAGCCACAGAGCAGCCAACAUCAGGGUCUCGUAUAUCAUUUUAUUCUGCAUCACAUUUCUUCAAGCCAACAAAGGCCUCAGUGACAAUGAAGACUCCUGUUAAGCCAGCGAACCCCCACCCAGUUUCUUGGGGUUUGGUCAUACUUGACCCUGAAAAUGACUCCCAAGUAACAGAACCAGCAUCUUCAGUAACUGAUUAUUUACCCAGCUCAGCUUUGGAGAAUACUACCAUGGCAACUGGCUCACCUUCUACAGACAGACAUGGAAAGCUCAGUACAGGUGAUGGAUUACCUGCAAGUGAUCUCUAUGGAGCUGAAAGAGCAGAGCAUAUGUCAGUGGCCACCACUUUUUUACCUUCAUAUCAUAUCAUACCUGGUAAACACCAAAGCAUUUUCCUGGAGCCAACACCACUAUUCCCAAAAAAGUCCACUGCUGCUGCUGUCCAAAAUCUUUCAACCACAUCAUUUUUGCCCAGACCUUCAGAACAUACAGGUGAAAUCAGGAUGACAGAUGCUUCCUUUAUUUCUCCAGGAUCCAUAGUGUCAAAAUUUACCAGCAGGAUGUCGAGAGUAAGUGAUGAGGAAACUCCUUCUGGGGACACACUUUUGGAUCAGAGUUCUACAUUUGUUUCAGAGGAUGUUGAGAAAGAAAAUGUAAAUGCAACCAGGCAUGAUUUCAGUGAAAUCAGUCUUGUAAGCACAACCCAGUUGUCAGGUGAUCAUUCUUCUGAUGGCAGUACUGAAGCAUCAGAAAUGCAAUAUCCUGCUAAUAUUACUCCACCAGUGACAUCAGUCACAUCUUCAGGAGAUUCAGCUCUGCACUACCCUACUAUUCAUACAGAAUCAUCAGGAGCUCCGGAAUGGAGUGCAUCUGGAGACCACUCUGGAUUGCCAGAUAUGCAGGCUGUGGAUUAUAGAAAACCUUUCUCAGGAUCUGGUAUUGUAGAUGUCUCAGAAGUUCCUUAUCCUACACCUACAUCUUCUAAAAUCUUAACAAAAGAACAGAUAACACAAGGAGCUCAUGUAUCUGAAGAAAGUGGAGAACCAUCUGGACUACAUUGGCAUGAAUCUUCUUCAGGAGGAGUAGUAGUUACAACUGUUGUGUCUCCUAAAGCAAACAGAACCUUAGAAACAUUUGAGAGCCCUGUAACUAGUUUUGCAGACAUCAGGCAAAAUACCAGCGAUAUGACUUUAGGUGGAUUACUUGAUGAUAAGGUUUCUCUGUCUUCAACUCCUGCUGUAGAGAUCUCAGAAAUAUCCAUUCCUGAGCAAAAAGAAAUACAUUCUAGUAUUUCACAAGUUCACAUUUCUGAAGUUGGUAGGCAGCCUUCAGGUUUUGGAGAACAAGAGUUAACAUCUGAGGAAUCAAGUAUUAGCCCAGUACCUGAAAUCCUCCUAACAAGUCCACUGCCUCCAGCUGAGGUGCCUCAUAAAGGGCUUCAUGGAGCUUUACGUGAGGACAAAACUGGGGUUACCACCAGUCUUACUUUUGACAUAAGCAGCAAUGUGAUAGCUACAGCUGAACCAAUGACAAAAGACAGUAGACAUUUUGAAGAAGUCACUGGCCAAGACUUUGAAGGGACACCAUCUGCAUAUGUCACUAUGACCACAGAACCUCCAUUUGCUGUUCUGCCAACAGAGACGGCAGUACAUGGAAAGGGGAUGCUGUUAACAGACAACUGUGUUCCAAACCCAUGUGAGAAUGGCGGAACCUGCACUGAGGAUGUGGCUGGAAUUACUUGCAUCUGCCUGCCUGGUUAUGGAGGGGAAAAAUGUGAGACUGAUUUAAGGAAUUGUGAACCUGGCUGGGAAAAAUUCCAAGGCUUUUGCUACAAGCAUUUUACUAUCAGGAACAGCUGGGAAGAAGCAGAACAGAACUGCAGGAACUGGGGAGGUCAUCUAACCAGUGUGAUGACCCCUGAGGAGCAAAACUUCAUUAACAAUAAUUACCAAGAAUAUCAGUGGAUUGGUUUAAAUGACAAAACUAUCGAGGGAGAUUUCCACUGGUCAGAUGGUAACUUUCUGAUCUAUGAGAACUGGCAUCAUGGUCAACCUGACAGCUACUUUCUGUCAGGAGAAAACUGUGUGGUAAUGGUAUGGCAUGACGGAGGUCACUGGAGUGAUGUACCUUGUAGCUAUCAUCUAUCCUACACCUGCAAGAUGGGUACCACACACUGUGACACACCACCAACAGUUAGCAACACAGUCAUCUAUGGACGAAUAAAGGAACGCUAUGAAGUCAACUCUAUUGUCCGCUACCAUUGCAGUACUGGAUUUGUGCAACGUAACUCUCCAGUAAUAAGGUGUCAGGAGAAUGGCAAAUGGGAGAAGCCCCAAAUAAUCUGCACACGACCAUGAACGGACAAGUAGCAAAACUGCUUUUGAUAUUAGACAUUCAUGAUUGCAUCUUCUAAAAUGAUGAACUGGAUUCAUUACCUGAUCUCCAAAAGUCCAUUGUGACACCUCAGCAUGACCUCCAAGAGGAAGAAGAAACUGCUUGAUAAAAUUUGCAGCAUUGGCCUUCUGAAGACAUGGCUUUAAGCCCAAUUCAAUUCUACUAACUGAAAUGCAUUGAAAGAGUCAUUUAAUGUUAUUGUUUGUGUGUGAAUGUGUGGGUGCAUGUAUGUGUGAAUGCGUGUAUGUAAGAAUGUGUGUGUUUGUGCAUGCAUGUAUCUGGGAAUAUGUGUAUGCAUGCAUUUGUAUGUAUAUAUGCAUAUAAAGUAAGGCUCUGGUUCUAAACAAUACUACAUCAGACUUACUAAUAAAAACACAAAUAAUAAGUUGAAAUGAGGACUUUAGCAAUACUGUAGACAAACCAAAAUAUAUAUAUAUCAAUCCAUUUUCAUUUCAAAUGAUUAAUGGCUCUACACUUUACAACAGCAACACAUCACCCAGAAGCGUGGUCAGCUGGUCAUUCUAGUCAUCAUUGUUAAUAUUUCAUCUGUACAGUGUCAGUUUUAGUGAAUAUCACCUUGCUUUCUAGAAACAAAAUGUAACAUCAGCUGUACUGCCAUACAGUUAUUAAUAAUAAAAUAGAAAUAGCUUGUUCUGUUAUGGCUUACUGAACGGCAAACAAGUGAGCAUCUGAAAUAACAAAAAAUAAUGCCAGGAACACAAAAGAGCAGAAAAGUUAGCAAGAAGUUUUUACAAGGUGGGAGUUUGAAUUUAUGUGCUCCAUGGUCACUCCAACUCAAAAAAGGGAAGCAUCUUACAAAAGAAUCACUACUAUUACAUACACAGAAGUUGCACUAACAACGGUUUCCUAGGAAAACUGGCCAACUUUGUUUUCUUCUUUGCCUUUUCCUUCUGCAACUGACACUCCAGGAAUUUCACCUCGACCGCCAGUGUAGGAGCCAAAAUAGCUAUAUGAACAAAUGUACUGCAUUUUUAAUCCUGACUUAAACAAGUACCACUAUUUCGUAACGCAUUUUAAGAUUUUAAGAAAUUAUUUUCAUAGUACUAGUGUAAAAUUGGAUGCAAUAUAGUAUUGAUUUACAAGAAUUCAUCUUUCCCAAGUGGCAUGAAACAGACUGCUGUGCACCUUUUGCCAGCUGUUGCUAUAAGACAUUUGAACAAAGCAGAAUUAUGGUGUUUUGGGAGAAGGUAAGCACAUUGCCUGUGGCUGGGAGACAGGUAAGCACAUUACUUGUGGUUGUAAGGCAGGUGAGUACAUUACUUGUGGUUGGGAGACAGGUAAGCACAUUACUUGUGGUUGGAAGACAGGUGAGAACAUUACUUGUGGUUGGGAGACAGGUAAGCACAUUACUUGUGGUUGGAAGACAGGUGAGCACAUUACUUGUGGUUGGGAAACAGUUUAGGACAUUACUUGUGGUUGGAAGACAGGUGAGCACAUUACUUGUGGUUGGGAAACAUUAAGGACAUUACUUGUGGUUGGGAGACAGGUGAGCACAUUACUUGUGGUUGGGAGACAGGUGAGCACAUUACUUGUGGUUGGGAGACAGGUAAGUACAUUACUUGUGGUUGGGAGACAGGCAAGCACAUUACUUGUGGUUGGGAGACAGGUAAGCACAUUACUUGUGGCUUUAUGCUUAGUUGUGCUCAUUUCACAGUUGUUCCAACACAAAUAAUCUAGGAUGACUUGUUUGGUGGUGGAUGUUUAACUUUUAUCAAUAUUUUAAUGUAGUAUUGCUCUCUCUCUCUCUCUCUCUACUUCUGUUUCAUGAUUCUAGACUAACCAUAAUAGGAGCAACUGCUUGAGUAGUUCUUUGAGUUGUCUUAGCUACAUUCAUCUUUGAUUGUUAGACCACUGCAGCAGUGGCACUUUCAUCAGAAGGCAGUGACCUUGGACCAAAUUAUAUGAAGCAGUGAGGCCCACAUAUCAUGAGAUGUGUAUUUUUUGUUUUGUCCAAAAGUCUGCAUUCUCUGUGCAUGCUAAUUAUUGGCUGUUUGGCAAUUUUAAUGUGAAGGGUUGCACUUCGAGCAGUCAUUCAUGAGCCAGGAUUACUCAUUAAAUUUCAUGUUUCUGACAUAUUCUGCAGUAAACUGCAUUCUUUUAUAAAUCCUAUUUCAAAAAAAAAAAAAAGAAGAAAGUCCAUUUUAGCAACUGUGGAUAGCAUUUUAUUAAUGAUAUUUCUGAAAGAGUUCCCUCUCCACAAAAUGCCUUGGACCUUUAUAUUUAAGCAUUAAAUGCUCCUGGGGGUACCUGACUUCCUGUUGUGGUAAUUUUGAUAAACUGCUUUUAAAAAUGAGUUAUGGGGUGAAUGAGUAUCACAUAUUUAGUGACCAUCAGCAUAAAUAUGCUGCGAAGUAGGCAGGGCAUGUCCAUUACAUUUUAGUAAUAUAAUCCUUUUAAAUUUCCCUAUAGCUGGCACACAUGCUCUAGUCCACUUUCUUGAUCAUUUCCCCAGUUGUCAGUCCAGAGGUAUUGACCUCAACUUCCAUGCACCCUUGAAAAUGCUCAUUUAUCGUGCUGUCUCACCCUUGAAUCUCUCCAGCAAGAUCUCAUUCACAGCUACAGCCUUACCACUGCAAAGCCAAUGAUAGCACAGUGUCUCUAGUUACAGAGAUGGACCCCCGACACAUGAGAGAUUUUGGGCGUUACAUCCUCAUAGGAAGGCAUAUUGCUCAAAUUAAGAAGUCUGUCAAAACAUGUCUGAUAACUAACAAAAAUUUCCCUAUUGUCAGCAUUUCACCAACUUUGCUUAGCACAGUCUGAGCAAGGCACUAUCUUCUAUACUUGAAGCACUGAAAGGAUGGAUUAAACCUCUAUGAUUUCCCCUCAUGAAUUUCUUCAUGUCCUCUGCAAACUCUGUUCGUGCUCAGGCAUUCAUGCCAGUUACUGCUGUUACUGCAUCUUUCUUAACCUGCUGACAUCACCUAGCUGAAUCAAGAGAACUCCCAUUAGCAUUGCCCAGAAGGCCACCUUCUUGAACACAGACUGUUUUGGCUGCUUCUCAACUGCCUAGAAUUUCACAAAAAGUCCAGAUUUCUGUCUCAUAUUUUUAGUCUGGUUGUCAUAAAAUGUGUGGCUGUCUGGCAAACCACUGAGGGUUGAGAUAGCUAAAUAACAACAUACAUUUUGGUUUCAGACUUAAUAUCCUUCAUAAAAUGCACAUUCAUGCAAUACGUGUUUUUUCUUGCAACUUUCUAAGUUUAAAAGAGAAAUGUUUGAAAUAUGUCCCUGUUGCUGGGCCUUUGCCCUCCCAUUAUUUUCAGUUUUUUUCAGAUUUCCUGAGUUUUACAGGUAUUUAGCAUAUUGUCUCCAGCCGUACAUGAAAGAGAGGCAAAGUAUUCACGUUAGUAAAAUUUGAAUAUGUAUUGAACAACAGCCUCUGCUAUCUGUUUGCAAAGGUGCCUCACCACUUUUUUGGGUGCCUGGAAUCUGUUCAGCUGA
Protopterus annectens (West African lungfish) is the source of this 7346-nucleotide messenger RNA. RefSeq names its product brevican (gene BCAN). Gene Ontology annotation, molecular function: hyaluronic acid binding. Gene Ontology annotation, biological process: cell adhesion. The coding region runs from base 230 to 3850 and encodes 1206 amino acids. The transcript is spliced from 14 exons. NCBI's taxonomy places the organism in Eukaryota, Metazoa, Chordata, Ceratodontiformes, Protopteridae. The record is from RefSeq and is a predicted model, not a curated record.